CUCUGCCUAUGAACAGAACACAUUGCAUGUGGAAAUUAGCAAAGAAAAAUAUUUUUUGAUUGUAAAAUAUAAAGCUAGAAUUACAGCUUGAUUUGUUUCUUUUAACAUUGCACUUAAAGUGGAAUCGAUUAAAGUCGUUAUUUUUUGUACAUAAUUUCUUUGCAAAGGCACUUUUGCUCAGUUUCUGGAAGUGAUGCAUUAAUCUAUUUACAGAAUCAAAUGGUUGUGUGACGACCUUUCUUAGUGGGUCAAAAAUCGCCCUAAAAUCGUCUAUGAAACGGCCAACCGUUCUGGCGAUCCCAUACAAUUAAUUUCCUACGUAAUGCAACAAGCUAUACCAACUCUAUCACAGUCAGAUAUAGCCAAAGUCAUGCAGCCCCAUUCAGCUCAAAAUAUGAUUUUGCCAGCUAAUAAAAAGACAAAAAAGUAUGCUCAACAGGUGCCAUCUUCAAAGCCACAGUCCCUUCAGCCUCUGCAGCAACAGCAGCAUAGCCACACGUCACAGCCCCAGUUUCAGAUAAACAAGUCAUACAAUGUGGUCUCCAUUCUAAAGACAACAGCACAAAAUGCCCAACAGCCCCAACACCUGACGCAUCAGCAACAACAACAGCCAUCACAUCACCUCCAGCAAACACAGCAGCAUCAACAGAGCUAUGCAAACGUUGUAAAUAGGUCUAUAUCAUCUGGCUCUGGAACAGUUGGGGCCCAGCAGUCGACGGUUAUUUGCAACGGCUCCAACAUAAUGACCGUGAACAGUUGUCAACUCAAUUCUGGUGAUCUAAAUUCGACCGCAAUUUACAACAUAUCCAGUCACCGCGCACUAUCCGGAAGCCUAGAUGGAAAUGUUCGCUUUCUGAGUGUCACGGAUAUUGCGAAGAAUGGCAACAACAUUGCUAAUAACGCAGUCGGAACUGGAACGAACAAUUGCCCUGGAGGCAGUAACAAUAGCCAAAUAACGAUGCCCAAAUCGCACAUAGGAAACACUAUAGGAGUCGCCCUGGGGACGACUACGGCAGGAACACCCUACAUGCAUGACAGCAAUAUUGUUGGCGUCAGCGUUAAUUGUGUUGAUACUAGUAGAAAGUACGAUUUCAAAGGCAGUAGUUUGAUAUCAAAUAAUAGCUUUCAAGCGUCGACAGCAGAGUAUAUUUCAACGGGAAACAACAGUACCGGAAAUACCAGAUCUAAUCCACAAAGUGGCGGAAUAUUUCGAGGACCACCGCCGACGGCGAAUGCAGCGCGUGGUGCCAGUGGAGGGGCAACACGCCAUGUCCAUGUACAACCCAUGUAUUCACAGCCCCUUCACCAGAACAUGGUGAUACAACCAUUUACACAAUACAACCCGCGACAACAGACAUUUCCAUCCUCUCACUUGCAAUAUGCACCCGCCCCAAUGUCGUACUACCAGUACCAAUACAUGCCAGCUCUCCAGCAGCAGCCGCCGCCACAUACUCGCAGUGCCGUCACGGUGAAUGCGAACGUGAAUGUUGGAAACUCUCUACAACCAGUGCAGUCCGGGCCGAAUGGCUCGUUGCCUGGUCCCGGAACAACCUCGUCGCAGCUUCAGUUGUUAACAAGUACAGUGCAGCCAGGAACCAACAGUGUUAUGGGGGUCGGUGGUCCUAGCAGUGGCAUGGGACAGGUGGGUGUGCCUCCAAUGGUUGGAGUUAUGUCCGCAGGUGUACAACCGCAGGCUGUGCAAGUGCCGCCCACCGGAAGACGUAGACAUCAACAUCGUUUGCAGAUUAUCGAUCCGACAACUAAGAAGAAUAUAUUAGACGAUUUCGAUAAGACAAACUCAAACACGGAUAACGACUUCGCAGAGCAGGUUACCAACACAUCCGGAGCAGUACUCUCAGAAGGUCUAAUACGUACUCCACAGCAGGACAUCGUUGAAAUAAAUAACUUAAGCAAUAUACCACUACAAGGAUCUGAGUCACGAAACAAUGCGCCUUACAACCCUGUUGAACCAAUAUCAGCAAGCCGUCAAGAUGUUGGCCAGACUCCCAUUGUAUCCGCUAUGUCUGAUGCUCCUUCGGUUGAAAUAUUACCCACGCCUCCACGAGGAAGAAGCAAAAAAAUACCCAUAGUGUCUCCCAAAGUUGUAUCUGAUUCUACCGCUGCUCCAUCCACUGAUGAAACUGAUGAUGCAGUGUCAAAUCCGAUUGCCGCAAUCACCAAGGAAUCUUUACUGCCAAAUCUGUCGGAUGAAAAAUUACUCAAUUCCGCAUCACCGCAACAGAAACCCACUGUACCAACCACUGAGAUUACAAAGGAGAAGCCAAUUGCACCAGAGGGAACUAAAGUCAGUGAUUUAGAUUCUGGUGUAUCCUCUGAAAGUCCUUCAACAGACUAUUCGGUUGUUGAUGUCAAGAACAGUCAACGAUUAUCGAAUGUUGCCGAAAGUGAUUGCAUUGACGAAGCUUCACCUUUCGAAUUGAACGCAAAUUUGCCCAAUAUGCACACAGAUAUACAAAAAUCUGAACCCAGCCCGUUGACUGAAACAUUAGAUAAGCCUUCAGAAGAUGAUUUUGAUGUCCAAAGUAAAGAGCAACAUAUUCAGUCGGAACUUACUUCAGGGGAUGUCCCUAAUGUGGCUAGUUUAUCAACAAUGGUAAUGAAGGAAAAUACUUGUUUAGAAUAUAGUCAAAAUGAAGCAACGGAUAUAAAUGAUGUAGAUGUUUCAAAUAAUGACUCUACAGGCGAACAAGCAACAGAGUCUCUCAAACCGAAUAACGAUGACGUAGAUCCUCAGGCUGAUGUAAAUCCAGAGCCAAAGCCUGAGGACAACGUUGACGAGAAAAGAAUGUCCGCUAAUACUAAACUUGAAGGAGUAGGAACGACAGUUUCCUCUUUUAUAAACUAUAACGAAGGUCAGUGGUCUCCGAGCAACCCAAACGGUAAGAAACAAUACGAUCGAGAUCAAUUAUUGCAAUUGCGGGAGGUGAAGGCCUCGCGAAUGCAGCCAGAGGUGAAAAAUUUGUCUAUUCUUCCCCAACCGAAUUUAAUGCCAUCAUUUAUCCGGAAUAACAAUAACAAUAAGCGCGUACAAUCAAUGGUCGGUAUGAUUGGCAAUCGAAACAGCGAAUCCGGAGGAGGAAAUUAUGUUGGCAAGCAGAUAUCGAUGUCAGGUGUGCAGGGUGGCGGCGGAAGGAGCAGUAUGAAGGGCAUGAUCCACGUAAACCUAUCUCUGAACCAGGAUGUGAAACUAAGUGAAAACGAGAACGCGUGGCGUCCACGAGCCCUAAAUAGGUCGGAUGCUGACAGUGACACAAAGGCAACACAGGAAAAGGAUGAAUUAAUACGUCGAGUUCGGGGUAUUUUGAACAAGUUAACACCCGAAAGGUUUGACACGCUUGUGGAGGAAAUCAUUAAAUUGAAAAUUGAUACGCCAGAAAAAAUGGACGAAGUAAUAGUGUUGGUAUUUGAAAAGGCGAUUGAUGAGCCAAAUUUCUCUGUGUCGUACGCCAGACUAUGCCAUCGUCUGAUUUCCGAAGUGAAGGCGCGCGAUGAACGCAUGGAAAGUGGCACCAAAUCCAAUUUGGCGCACUUCAGGAAUGCUUUGUUAGAUAAAACCGAACGGGAAUUCACCCAGAACGUUUCCCAGAGCACCGCAAAGGAGAAGAAAUUACAGCCAAUUGUUGACAAAAUAAAGAAAUGUACUGAUGCCAACGAAAAGGCAGAACUUGAGGCAUUUUUAGAGGAAGAGGAACGAAAGAUACGUCGCCGCUCUGGGGGCACAGUGCGGUUUAUCGGCGAACUAUUUAAAAUAUCAAUGUUAACUGGAAAGAUAAUAUACUCUUGCAUUGAUACACUUCUUAAUCCCCAUUCUGAGGACAUGCUUGAAUGCCUGUGCAAGCUGCUCACCACUGUGGGUGCCAAGUUUGAGCAGACCCCAGUCAACUCGAAGGAACCAGGACGCUGUUAUUCAUUGGAAAAAUCCAUUAUCAGGAUGCAGGCAAUCGCCUCGAAAACCGACAAGGAUGGUGCCAAAGUGAGCUCUCGAGUGCGUUUCAUGCUUCAAGAUGUCAUUGAUUUGCGUAAGAACAAGUGGCAAACUUCGCGCAACGAGGCACCCAAGACGAUGGGGCAAAUAGAAAAGGAGGCGAAAACCGAACAGCUGUCUGCGCAGUAUUUUGGCACACUCUCUGGAUCGACAAACGUGGGAUCUCAGGUCGGCUCUGGUAAGAGAGAUGAACGUGUCAAUACCCGAUACGGCGAAUCUCGUUCGGGAAGCGGUUAUGGUGGCAGUCACAGUCAGCGCGGUGACAACGGAAAUCUGCGACACCAACAGCAGAGCAACACCAGCGGAGGCAGUGGCUCUGGCGGAGCUGGUCACUCUAACGGAAACAACGAUGAUAAUACUUGGCACGUUCAGACCAGCAAAGGUAGCCGCUCUCAGGCAGUUGACAGUAAUAAACUUGAAGGUUUGUCGAAACUUUCUGACCAAAACUUAGAAAAUAAAAAGAUGGGAGGCCUAACGCAAUUUAUUUGGAAUAACAAAAUCACACAACAAUCAUCUGCGCCCACAUCAACCCCUUCCAAUCCCUUCGCUGUGCUGUCCUCGUUAAUUGAUAAAAACAACACUGAGAGGGAUCGCGAUAGAGAUCGCAGUGGACCAAGAAACAAAGGCUCAUAUAACAAAGGAUCUAUGGAGCGCGAUCGUUAUGAUAGAGGUAUACAUUCGAGAACUGGAUCAUCACAGGGGUCCCGAGAAAAUUCGACAUCCCGCGGCCAAGCCCGCACUUUAUUGAGUUCGUCAGUUCAAAAAUCUGCUAGUCAUUCGAAAUACAUACAACAGGCACCGCCAGCACGACAUACUGGAAAAGCACAGUCAUCGCUGGGAAAUUCGAACAUGAACGCGGGAGUACUCUACCGCGGCAGUGAACAACCGGCAACUGCGUCUUCAUCCACAUUUAGUUCCACGUCACCAGAGGGUGCUCGAUCUGUGGCACCUUUGGCUGUGCUAAAUCAGGCCAGUGAAACAGAACUUAAAGCCAUUAAAUCGGUUGUCUCAGAAAUGAUUGAGCUGGCCGCAGCCUCCAAAGCAGUAACGCCCGGCGUGGUUUUGUGCAUUAAACGAGUACCAGAGGAGCUGCGCUGUAGUUUUUUAUAUUACAUAUUAACAGAUUAUUUGCAUUUAGCAAAUGUCGGCAAACAGUACAGGCGAUAUUUGGCCAUUGCGGUUUCCCAACUUAUUCAGCAAAAUUACAUCUCUGUGGAUCACUUCAGACUGGCGUACAACGAAUUUAGCGAGUACGCAAACGAUUUAUUUGUUGAUAUUCCAGAGCUCUGGCUAUAUAUUCUUCAAUUUGCCGGGCCAUUAAUUGUGAAGAAAAUCUUGACUGUAUCGGAUUUGUGGAACAAAUACUUAAAAGACAACAGCCCAUCCCGCAUGGCGAAAAAGUUCCUUAAAACCUACUUGAUAUAUUGCACACAGGAAGUUGGACCGAACUUCACUCGCAGCAUGUGGACCAAGUUCAACUUAAAGUGGUCUGAUUUUAUGCCUGAAAAUGAAGUCGCUGACUUUAUAAAAGACAAUAGACUGGAGUAUGUUGAAGACGUGUCAAAAUCGCCAGUAAUUGAGCGAAGAGAGUCUCCAGAAAAGCACGUAAAAAAUGUGAUAGACCAUAUUGAGCACUUGCUGAAGGAAGGAACGACAGCAGAUUGCAUUAUUGAUUAUAGCAACGGAAACAUAUUGGUGGUUGACAAGUUGUUUAUACGGGGAUUGACCGAAGCCUUGAGUAAUUUCUCGAUUCUCUACAAGGAUCAUAGUUAUAAACUUGAGUCCGAAAUCUUUCAAAAGUUAUGCAUACCAGUUUUGCAGCGAUAUAUAGAUUCUAAAGAAGAUCAUCAACUAGAAUGCUUAUAUGCUCUGCAACUAUUAGUGCAUGGCUUAGAGCAUCCCAGAGGAUUGCUAAGUGAACUUAUUGGCGAGCUUUAUGAUGCGUAUGUAAUACAAAAGGAAUCGCUGUGUAAGUGGCGAGAUUCAAAGGAUCAAUCAGCUGGAAAGGGUGUUGCCGUGAAAAGUCUUAAUCCUUUCAUUAACUCAUUAUUUAACGAUGAAGCCAACUAAAAUCGCAAAGUAGCUGCCCUAGACAGCAAACUUUUACCUUUUGUAAUAAAAUUAAUUAAAAUGAAAGUUGGUGGAUAAAGAAUGUUCAUUGACACUAUAUGUAGAUUUCGAUAUGGACUUAUUCAAAAGAUAUUCUGGUUCACACAUUAAAAGUAUAUGCAACGAUUUAAAAGUGUAUAACAAAUGUAAAAUAAAGCGAACCUAAAGGA
Drosophila ficusphila is the source of this 6285-nucleotide messenger RNA. RefSeq names its product eukaryotic translation initiation factor 4 gamma 3 (gene eIF4G1). Gene Ontology annotation, molecular function: translation initiation factor activity; protein binding; mRNA binding. The coding region runs from base 323 to 6076 and encodes 1917 amino acids. Lineage: Eukaryota; Metazoa; Arthropoda; Insecta; Diptera; Drosophilidae. The transcript has 17 exons. The record is from RefSeq and is a predicted model, not a curated record. Gene Ontology annotation, cellular component: eukaryotic translation initiation factor 4F complex.